Messenger RNA from Hypoxylon fragiforme, 1908 nucleotides. Its product is annotated as major facilitator superfamily domain-containing protein. The transcript has 4 exons. Gene Ontology annotation, molecular function: transmembrane transporter activity. The record is from RefSeq and is a predicted model, not a curated record. Bases 1 to 1908 code for a protein of 635 amino acids. Gene Ontology annotation, biological process: transmembrane transport. Lineage: Eukaryota; Fungi; Ascomycota; Sordariomycetes; Xylariales; Hypoxylaceae.
AUGUCUUCACCAAUCCCCGUCAAUGACGUCAACGACAUACCAACCUCACAGCAAACUACUCAGGGCAGCCAAAGUAAUUCUCAGCACGUUCAGCUUCCUGGGGAUGAUCUCCGGUUCCCGAUAAAACCAUCAGACUGUGGCGAUGCCUUGGGCUUCCGUUGGCCUUCGAGGCAGAAAUGGCUAUACCUCACUAUCAUAUUCAUAGUUCAAGUGUCUAUGAAUCUCAACACGACACUAUAUUCGAACGGCAUCGAAGGAAUAUGCAGAGAAUACGGUCUUAGCCCAUACGUGGUACGCUGGGGAGGUGCCGCCUCAUUUCUGAUUUCAUAUGCAUUUGGCUGUGAGCUGUGGGCUCCCUGGUCGGAGGAGUUUGGUCGUAAGCCUGUCCUUCAGACCUCCCUAGGUCUUGUGAAUGGCUUCUGUCUGUUGGUUGCAUUGGCUCCGAACUGGGCUACACAUGUCGCCGGUCGUACUUUAGGCGGCCUAUCCAGCGCGGGGGGCAGCGUAACACUCGCAUGUAUCUCUGAUAUGUUCGAACCGGAUGACCCCAACUUUCAAUUCGCUACUCUUUUCAUCGUGUUGUCGUCAGUCGGUGGCUCCAUAAUUGGGCCCAUCGCCGGUGGCUUCAUAGAAACGUUCCUGCCCUGGAGAUGGACUGUUUGGAUUCAGCUCGUCGUUGGUGUUGUAGCACAACUACUACAUCUCUUCAUUGUGCCCGAGACGCGGACGACCAUUAUCAUGGACAGGGUAGCCAAAUCCUUUCGGAAGUCUGGCAAGAACCCUCACAUCUUUGGGCCGAACGAAAUCGCCAAUAAGAAGCGUAUCGACUGGGUCGAGUUCGUACACGUAUGGAAACGACCCUUUGUUAUGUUUGUUCAAGAGCCUAUUGUUCUUGUCUUCUCUCUAUUGUCUGGAUUUUCCGAUGGCCUCAUCUUUAUGAUGGUUCAGUCUUUUGGCUUCGUUUACUUUCAAUGGGGAUUUAAUACCAUUGAGCUUGGUCUCAGCUUCAUCCCUAUUGGCAUUGGGUACAUGAUCGCAUAUUUUUCCUUCUUCCCGGUUAUAAAGCGAAACGUAGCCUUACGUACUAAACACCCGGAAAGCGAAUAUGCUCAGUAUGAAUCCCGACUUUGGUGGUUAUUAUAUACCGGCAUAUUUUUGCCGGUUGGCCUAUUCGUAUUCGCCUUCACAGCAGCUUACAACGAACCCCCCAUUCACUGGAUAUGGAGCAUGUUUGCUUCCUGCAUGAUCGGCAUAGCCAACUUUGCUAUUUAUAUGGCCACCAUAGACUAUGUCCUCAGAGCUUAUGGCCCCUACGCUGCAUCCGCUACAGGUGGCAAUGGCUUUGCUCGAGAUUUCUUUGCAGGCAUCCUUACUCCUUACGCAAUACCCUUGUUUGAGCGAUUGAAUAUCUUUAUGGGAUCAUUUAUGCUAUGCUGCUUAGCUACUUGUCUUUACGGGAGUGUAUUUAUGGUACACUGGAAGGGACACAAGUUGCGGCGACUGUCGCCGUUCGCACAGACGCUCGCGCGUGCCGAGGAGGAACAAGCCACUGCUGCUAGCCCCGAAGGCGAAGGACCCGGAGACCACCACGGCAAUGUAAACCGUAUCGUCAACUUCCUCCCGCCUCAGAGUCUCUCCGGUAGCCGCUCCAACUCGCGCGCAGCUUCUGUCGUAGCCUCGCCCGUCACUUCCCGCCGCUCGAGUCAGCAAAUCGAACGCCCACCGAACCCGCGCCAGACCUCCUAUUCUAGUCAGGGGCCAAGCAAUAGCCAUCAUAUGCCUGUGGUCCCAGAAAAUAGUACGUCAAUGAAUGAGUCGCGCAGCAGCUGUACCUGUAGCGGCCAGACCCUAGUACCGGCUUGCAGUCUCUGCAGUAAUAAGAAUGUCAGCCGAUCUGACAGAGCGUGA